This is a messenger RNA of Pestalotiopsis fici W106-1, 585 nucleotides long. RefSeq lists its product as uncharacterized. The transcript has 2 exons. Bases 1 to 585 code for a protein of 194 amino acids. NCBI's taxonomy places the organism in Eukaryota, Fungi, Ascomycota, Sordariomycetes, Amphisphaeriales, Sporocadaceae. The record is from RefSeq and is a predicted model, not a curated record.
AUGGCACCCGGAGACCACCAGCAGCACCUUCGCAACGUUGCCGAGCAGGCUGAGCGCGACCUCAACAGCUACCGAGCCAAGACGGGAGCCGGAAAGUUUUCUUCCAGCGACGACGCUGGCAUCGACUCGCGCGUCGAGAACAGAUUCCCCGGCGCCCAGGUGCAAUACGACACUGAACUGAGCACCAACCGCGGCUACAACAAGCGCAUCCCGCCCGAGGAGGGUGGUGACCUCGAUGCCCGUGGAAGACAAACUCGCGGUGAGCACUUUGAGGGUACGGGCGGCCCCGAGCACAAGCUCGCACAGCAGCAGCGCGACUUUGGCGGCGAAAACACCUUUGACACGAGCGGACGACGACAGCCUCAGGCCUCGGACUCGUACGAGACUGGAAACCGCGACGUCAUGUCCGAGGGCAAGCAGUUUGCCCAGGAGAACCUCCAGAGCGAGGGUCAGCCCCGAACCAAGGGCAAGUUCCCCGGCUCCGAGUACUAUACCCCCGAGACCGUUCCGGGAUCCAUUUCCUCGGCUGGUUACGAGGCUCCCGAGUCGGUUACUCAGGCUAGUCGUGAGAGUGAGAACUAUUAA